Molecule: messenger RNA, 2934 nt
Organism: Culicoides brevitarsis
Lineage: Eukaryota; Metazoa; Arthropoda; Insecta; Diptera; Ceratopogonidae
Gene: tei
Exons: 11
Coding region: 1-2934 (977 amino acids)
Biological process (GO): cell-cell adhesion
Cellular component (GO): plasma membrane; cell-cell junction
Molecular function (GO): cell adhesion molecule binding
Source: RefSeq, a predicted model, not a curated record
AUGGCAAAUGGCGAUGUGCAAACAAACGCACAUAACAUCAAAGAGAUCGUUAUUAGUUUGCCAUGUUCACUAUGCAACUUGUUUCCAUAUGGCACACUCGCACUCGACAUCAGCAUCAGCCACGACGACGCAGCUCCAAAUGUUGCCAAAUUAAAUGACACUAAAAACAUUUUAUUCAUUCAUGCAAACGAAUUGCGUGACGAUGUUGGUGAAAAUGAGCAUCAGUAUGCUGUACCUUCCGUGUCGCAUGCCAGCAGUGACAACUUUCGACAUCGUCGAAGGGAGGAGAACGCGGCGGCGAGGAAAAAUGAUGGCAGCAACGCUGCUUUACAGCAUCAACAGACAAAAACAGACACCACUCAAAAGACUAAUAUUUAUGAUAAUAGUGAUAAUAAUAAUUAUGGCAAAAGCAGUAGGAUUAUAAAUGAAAAUGAUAUGAAUUCAGUGUCUUAUACAACGGAUAUUUAUAGUAAUAAAUUUAAUUACAAUGGUAGUGACAGUCAUUCAAACAACAGUAUCCCUGCUACAUUAUCGUCAUCAUCGUCAUCCGCAUCGCCAAAGACAAAAGAUAAGAGACGCGCGUCAGAAGUCGUACGACGAAGUAAGAGUAAUAAAAAGUUAAAGGAGCGGAAGCAACACUUUCUGAAAUAUCUCUGGCCGAAUAAAAGUAAUUACUACCGUAACCAUAGGAAUAUUAAUAAUAAAAUUGCCAAAGUAUCUCCGUCACUCGAGCAAACUUUGCCUCGCACGGACUCUAAAAACUAUAGUUUUCGGCACAAACGAAGUUCCCCCCAAACUGAUGCACUUGUCAUCGUCAACGACGAAAGUAUCGACACGAGUCACAAAACAAACAACAUCAACAACACUCCAACACUCAAUAAAUUGACCAACAGUUCAAACAUGACAUCCGCCUCCUCCUCCUUCGAUAUCGACUCGAAUAACAACAAAAACAUCGAUAAUCACCGUCAGACGGAAAUUAUCCUCAAUGCCGAUUCCGACGACGCGCUGUUUGAGGAAACAGUAACGGCAAUUACUCCCGCGACGCUGCCACGCAAAACGGUGCGACACGUCGACGAUAAAGGUGAUUAUGUCGAUGAGCCACGAGCGCUUCCCCUGAGACCGAUUAUCAGUGGUCCGUUCGAAGAUGAUCCGCAGAACGAAGUGCAUAUCGUGUAUGCCGAGCAACGGGCGCCCGUGAAAUUAGCGUGCGAAGUUGACUUGGAUCUCGUGUCGAGUGUCUGGAUGAAGGAUGGCAUUAUUGUGCAUGUCGUUGAUAAAAGUUCACGCUCGGCAGACUUUCGAUUUUAUAGGGAGCCACGAGGGAGUCUCACAAUAACGAAUGUCAUGCUCGAAGACGACGGCAUCUGGCAAUGUGAGGCGGAAAAUUUUAGAGGAUAUGUAGAAAAUGCGCGACCAAUUAAAUUAGUUGUGUUAGACCCGCCUAAACCACCUUACUUAUUGAUCGAUCGACGUCGAUUAGAUGCUGGAAACAUUUUUGUACCUGUAAAAGAAAAUUCAGAAUUUAGUUUAGCGUGUAUCAGUGAGGGAGGCAAUCCGAAGCCCGUUCUCUCGUGGGAAGUGUUGCUCAGUCCCUCCAUCGACAGACAUGCUCAAAAGCUUCCGAGCGACUUGCUCGAGCUGCAAGAAGUUAAAAGUGAAAUGGAUAAGGAUCCAUUCAAAAUUACCACCGGUGCUAUAUCGGAAGCGAGACUUCCUGUUGUAUAUAGAGCACACCAUAAUGCGAGAAUCUUAUGCGUAAUGGAACAUCCAACGUUAAAAGUGAGACAAAAUGCUUCCAUAUUACUCGAUGUUCAGUAUACUCCAUCUUUCGCUAUCACUCGAUCUCCGGGCUUCGGGUUUCCGUUGCGGGAAGGCAUCGAGGUUUCUUUGAAAUGUGAUGUGGACUCUAAUCCACCAAGUACUCCAAUGUGGCAAAAAGACGACGGAGAUCCGCCGGUAAUGCAAAACGGCGACGGCUUCCUCAAUUUCACAUCUAUCCGAAAAGAGCAUGCUGGCUGGUACAAAUGCACCUCACGUCAUCUUAAUUAUCAAUAUUCAAGCAUCGGUUACUUCUUGAGUGUCAGAUCUGACACCGUUGACGUAACGUCGGAGCCUUUGGAACAGGAAUCCUCCAUGCCAUCCAUCCACAAUCCGUACAAGACCAACCAAAUGGAGGUCGAAUUUGGCGGAUCUGUAACGUUACAAUGCCCGCAAGGUUCCCUCGGCUGUUGGUCACAUCUCGAUCCAAGCACGGUUCGCCUAAAAGGUCUGGGAACUGGCUCUUAUGCCCCAACUGGUCAAUUUUCUCUCAAAGAUGUUGUAUAUUCAGAUGCUGGUAGUUAUAAAUGUAUUGGUCAAAGUGUUAACAAUAAGAAAAAAUUAGAAGUAUUAAAGACGGUUUCAGUUUCUGUUAAAGGCCCACCAACUGUGAGUGCUAAAAAUGUUACGCCAGUUGCACAUCCUGGCUCUCCGUUACACUUGACUGUGGAGUUUUGUGCAAAUCCGCCGGCAUACGCGGCACGUUGGUUGCAUGGCGAGCGAAUUUAUCAUCCGGGAAAGCAGUAUGGUGCCGAUGUACUGGCCUACGGAUUCAUUGAUCUCCCUACGCCGUAUUGCAAGGAGGCACGUCUAACAUAUGUUCACAUGCACGAAAAGGUUCCGCGACAGUUUUUCUUUGUCGUAUCAUCGCCAACUGGCGUCGCCGAAAUCAUAUUCAAUGUUAACUUUACACACAAGGGAAACAACGGCAACAAGAAAUCGAAUAAACUGCACAAUUCCGUGGAUCAGGAUGAGCAGUUAUCGCUGCCGGAAGAAAUUCACGAAAUUCCCGGCUUCGGUCUCUCCGCUUCCCCCAAAAAUCCUACUAUUUAUGUACUAUCAACGUUACUAUUAUUAUCCUAUCUUUUUAUUGUUAACGUGUUUUUAUAUGGUUAA